This is a messenger RNA of Diachasma alloeum, 801 nucleotides long. Its product is annotated as zinc finger protein 646. The record is from RefSeq and is a predicted model, not a curated record. Gene Ontology annotation, cellular component: nucleus. Gene Ontology annotation, molecular function: RNA polymerase II transcription regulatory region sequence-specific DNA binding; DNA-binding transcription factor activity, RNA polymerase II-specific. NCBI's taxonomy places the organism in Eukaryota, Metazoa, Arthropoda, Insecta, Hymenoptera, Braconidae. Gene Ontology annotation, biological process: regulation of transcription by RNA polymerase II.
CAAAGGCCUUGUAUCUUUACGAGUUCACUACCCAUCAAUCAAUUUGAUAGGUUAAACACGGAGGUCAUGUAGUUCUGAUUAACGUAAGCUACUAAUAAAUAUGACACCACUUGGAGGCACAGCUCAAAUUUCAAAACAAAAUGUCAAUGUUAAAAUCCCUCUCGUCAAGCAGAAUGGUAUAGCUAGUGAGUACUCGAAGCAAUUAGAGUUAAAAGGGAAGGUGUAUAAGCUCAUGAUACAGAUCGAUAAGAUUAGAGCCAAGCCAGGACCCAAGUGCAAGAAGCCGGUGCUUUUGGCCUCCAGUAGGCGUGAAAAAUUGGGAAAAAUUAAGGAAAUACUUGAUGAACAGUCUGGAGAUCGCCCCCAGGAAGAUGUGGGGGUGAGAACUGAUCCAGAACAUGUCGGGGUCCAGUGGCAGUGCAGUGAGAGAAAAUCGAACAAUAAGAAUCGGUGUCCAUUGUGUCAGGAGCAUGUGGACUCACUCCUAGCACUUUUUACCCAUCAUGAGACGAAGCAUUUCGUUUGUCAGUUGUGUGAUACACCUUUUGUUUCACAAGCAGCCUGUGAUAGGCAUGAGGCUCUACAUCAGGGGACCGAUGCGCUGCUUGUUUAUAAAUGUCAUCUGUGCGAGCAGAGCUAUGACUGUACGAAGAAUUUGAAGGUUCACGUCAAGAAGAGCCAUUGGGAGAUUGUGGAUGUGGGGUGGAAGGUUGGUUCUGAGGAGGUGAAAGUAAUCAUCGAGAGGCUGGUUUAUGAGUGCAGAAUCUGCAGGAUUAGUGUGAAGGACGAUGAGAAUUACAG